AUGGCGAAGACAAAACCAAACAAUAAAAAGGCGAAGAAGCGCGAAAGAUCAAUCCUCAACAAAGUUGCGCCAAGUCCGUCGAAACCCUCAAUCCCGCCCGCCUCCCCCUCCGUCCUCCUUGCAGAAGCAACCUUUACUCUCCAACAAGGUGAUAUUGAGGGCGCAGUAAAACCCGCAAAGCGUGCUCUUAGCCUGCUAGACCCAAACUCCGAAGAAGCGUUACCAGCACUCAACCUUCUGGGAGAAAUACACAUUGAGUUAGGAGAUAUAGACACUGCGCGGCAGUACUUCUUGCAAGCGGCAGCUAUUGACGAAGAUGGCACAGUCGGCGAGGAUGUCGGUGGAGGAGCGGAGAAAUUCUUGUGGUUGGCGCAGCUAAGUGAAGAGGGGGGACAGGAUAGUGUGAAUUGGUUUGAGAAGGGGGCUAUGAGCUUGAGGAUACAGAUCCAAGCUCUACUCGACCGCAAGACGUUGGAUGCUGAAAUAGAAGCCAUGUUGCAGGAGAAGAGGAGAAAAUUGGCAGUGGCGCUGUGUGGAGUUGUAGAGGUAUAUAUGACGGAUUUGUCAUGGGAAGAGGAUGCGGAGCAGAAGUGUGAGGCACUGGUCACGGAGGCUACGAUGGUUGCGCCUGGAUUUGCGGAGCCGUGGCAGACGUUGGCUAAUGUUAGGAUCUCACAGCAGAGGAUGGAGGAUGCGAGAGCGGCGCUGAAGAGGAGUCUGGAUUUGUGGAGAGAGUUGCCGCCCGAGAAUGACCUGGUGCCCGAUUUUCCCACGAGAGUUAGUCUGGCAAGGUUAUUGAUGGAAGCAGACAUGGAUGUCGAUGCUAUCGAAGUCUUGGAGAGGUUAGUAAGUGAGGAUGAUAGCAGUGUCGAAGUUUGGUAUCUGGGUGGAUGGGGCUUAUACAUAAUGGGUGAGAAGCAAAAGAAUGGAGAAGUGAAGGCUGAAAACGAGGAUGGAGAGAGCUGGAAGAUCUCAUGGAUAUCGAGCCGACAAUGGCUUAAUCAGAGUCUUCGGCUGUUCAAGCAGCAAGAGUAUGAGGAUAUACGACUGGGGGAGCAUGCAAAAGAACUUCUAGCAUCUCUAAAUGCCGAAUUAGGGGGAGAGGGCGCCAACGAAGAUCAAGAUGAAGAAGAUGGAGACGAAUGGGAGGAUGAAGAUGGCAGUGUGGAAGACGAGGAGAUGACCGGAUCUUGA
This is a messenger RNA of Amorphotheca resinae ATCC 22711, 1194 nucleotides long. RefSeq lists its product as hypothetical. The record is from RefSeq and is a predicted model, not a curated record. Bases 1 to 1194 code for a protein of 397 amino acids. NCBI's taxonomy places the organism in Eukaryota, Fungi, Ascomycota, Leotiomycetes, Helotiales, Amorphothecaceae. Gene Ontology annotation, molecular function: protein binding. The transcript has a single exon.